Vigna umbellata (rice bean) is the source of this 6750-nucleotide messenger RNA. The record is from RefSeq and is a predicted model, not a curated record. NCBI's taxonomy places the organism in Eukaryota, Viridiplantae, Streptophyta, Magnoliopsida, Fabales, Fabaceae.
UCUACCCGGUCGAGCGAGUGCAAUUCUCGGUGGUGGCAAGUCGAGUCCCGUAGAAGGACGAGAACGCGACACUCGAAGGAGGAGGAGGGAACGUACUGUCACUCAAUGCUGCUUCUAAAGACCUAGCAAAUUCUACACUCUAAUUCAUAGUUGCUGCAAAUUCUUCUUUCUUUAACCCUCCAAUUCCUCUCAGUUCUGUUUAAAUCACUCCCUCUCAAUUGCAAGAGUGAGAGGUCUGCUCUAGGUUGCUCGCAGAACCUUUGGGUUAGCGUUACUUCAUUGAACCCUAGAGUUAGAAUCAUAGUAUAAGCGUUUUAGACUCGGAAUCGUUCCUCUCUCAUAAAAUUGAACUAGGGUUCGAGUCUUUUUUGAUUUCCCUCUCACUUAUACAGUACCAAAAUGAGUCCUGUUCAGAAUUUCGAACAACAUUCUCGUCAUCUCGUGGAGCCCGACAUCCCUAUUCCAGGGAGGCUGCAGAUGGUGAUGGAGGUUAGGGACAGUCUAGAGAUUGCACACACGGCUGAGUAUUUGAAUUUUCUAAAGUGCUACUUCAGGGCAUUCUCGGCGAUACUGCUACAAAUUACGAAGCCACAGUUUGUGGACAAUCCAGAGCACAAACUUCGGAAUAUUGUAGUUGAGAUAUUGAAUAGACUUCCACACAGUGAAGUUCUCCGCCCCUUUGUUCAGGACCUCUUGAAGGUUGCCAUGCAAGUGCUUACCACUGAUAAUGAAGAGAAUGGCCUAAUUUGUAUUCGUAUAAUAUUUGACCUUUUGAGGAACUUUAGGCCAACUCUAGAGAAUGAGGUCCAGCCAUUUCUGGAUUUUGUCUGCAAGAUUUACCAAAAUUUUAAACUGACUGUUAGCCAUUUCUUUGACAACAUGGCAAUGAUUGGGGAAGAUGUCAAGCCCAUGGAGACUUCACUUUCUGAUCAAGGUAUAAACACCACCACUGCAACUGGUUCACAGCUUAAUCCAAGUACGCGCUCAUUCAAGAUAGUUACAGAGAGUCCACUGGUGGUGAUGUUUCUGUUUCAAUUAUACAGUCGUCUUGUGCAAGCCAAUAUUCCUCAAUUAUUGCCAUUGAUGGUUGCUGCUAUAUCAGUUCCUGGCCCAGAAAGGGUUCCUCCUCAUUUGAAAACUCAUUUCAUUGAGCUCAAGGGUGCGCAGGUUAAGACGGUUUCCUUUUUAACUUAUUUAUUGAAGAGCUAUGCUGAUUAUAUAAGGCCGCAUGAAGAAAGUAUAUGUAAAAGCAUUGUGAAUUUGCUUGUUACAUGCUCUGAUUCUGUAUCCAUUAGAAAGGAGCUAUUGAUAUCUCUGAAACAUGUCCUUGGAACAGAUUUCAGGAGAGGUUUAUUUCCUCUUAUAGAUACUCUACUGGAAGAAAGGGUUCUAGUUGGGACUGGAAGGGCAUGCUUUGAGACAUUGAGACCCUUGGCUUAUAGUCUUUUGGCAGAGAUUGUACAUCAUGUUCGGCAAGAUCUUUCCUUAUCACAGCUGUCGCGAAUUAUUUACUUAUUCUCAAGUAAUAUGCAUGAUGCUUCUUUAUCACUGAGCAUCCACACCACUUGUGCUCGCUUGAUGUUGAAUCUGGUGGAACCGAUUUUUGAGAAAGGGGUUGAUCAGCAAUCUACAGAUGAAGCAAGGAUUCUAUUGGGCCGCAUUCUGGAUGCUUUUGUUGGGAAAUUCAGUACUUUCAAACGGACAAUUCCCCAGCUUUUGGAGGAAGGUGAGGAAGGAAAGGAUCGUGCUACCUUGAGAUCAAAGCUUGAACUCCAUGUGCAGGCAGUUUUGGCUUUGCAAGUUCCUGUAGAGCAUUCAAAGGAAGUAAAUGAUUGCAAACAUUUGAUAAAAACAUUAGUGAUGGGAAUGAAGACCAUAAUAUGGAGCAUCACCCAUGCGCAUUCCCCUAGGCCUCAGACUCUUGUCUCACCAUCUUCCAAUCUAUCACCACCUCAAGCCUUAAGGGGCAUGAGAGAAGAUGAGGUAUGCAAAGCUUCUGGUGUUUUAAAAAGUGGUGUGCAUUGUUUAGCUCUUUUCAAGGAGAAGGAUGAGGAGAGGGAAAUGAUGCAUCUCUUCUCACAAAUUUUGGCCAUCAUGGAACCUCGAGAUCUGAUGGAUAUGUUCUCUCUGUGUAUGCCUGAGCUUUUUGAUUGCAUGAUCUCCAACAAUCAACUUGUCCAUAUAUUCUCUACCCUUCUAUCAGCCCCAAAAGUGUACCGGCCAUUUGCAGAUGUGCUUGUUAAUUUUCUUGUGAGCGGAAAACUUGAUGCCUUGAAGCAACCAGAUUCACCUGCUGCAAAACUGGUUUUGCAUCUCUUUCGAUUUAUAUUUGGUGCUGUUACCAAAGCACCAGCUGAUUUUGAACGGAUUUUGCAGCCUCAUGCUCCUGUUAUAAUGGAAUUUUGCAUGAAAAAUGCUACCGAAGUAGAAAAACCUCUUGGCUACAUGCAGUUGCUUCGUACAAUGUUCAAGGCACUUUCAGGGUGCAAAUAUGAACUUUUACUCCGUGACUUGGUGCCCAUGUUGCAGCCCUGCCUCAAUAUGCUGCUUGCUAUGUUGGAAGGGCCAACUGCAGAAGAUAUGAGAGAUCUUUUAUUGGAGCUCUGCUUGACCUUACCUGCACGUUUAAGCUCUCUUUUACCAUACCUUUCUCGUCUUAUGAAGCCUUUGGUAUUAUGUCUCAAGGGAAGUGAUGAAUUAGUGAGUCUUGGUCUAAGAACCCUUGAGUUUUGGGUUGAUAGUUUAAAUCCUGAUUUUCUUGAACCCAUUAUGGCUAGUGUUAUGUCUGAGGUGAUUCUUGCCUUGUGGUCUCAUUUAAGACCGGCUCCCUAUCCUUGGGGUGCAAAAGCAUUGCAGCUUCUUGGCAAGUUAGGAGGCCGAAACAGACGAUUUCUCAAGGAACCUCUCGCACUUGAGUGUAAGGAGAAUCCUGAGCACGGGCUUCGCCUGAUUUUGACAUUUGAGCCUGCAACUCCAUUCUUGGUGCCACUUGAUCGAUGCAUAAAUCUUGCUGUGGAAGCUGUAAUGAAUAAAAAUUGUGGUAUGGAUGCUUUCUAUCGGAAGCAAGCUCUAAAAUUUCUUCGGGUGUGCCUGUCAUCUCAGCUCAAUUUGCCUGGAAAUGUUGCUGAUGAUGGAUCUACGUCGAAGCAAUUAUCUGCAUUGUUAGUUUCUACAGUUGAUCAAACAUCGCGGAGGUCUGAGUUAAUGGAUGUCAAGGCCGACUUAGGUGUAAAGACAAAGACCCAACUUAUGGCUGAGAAGUCUGUUUUUAAAAUUCUUUUGAUGACUGUCAUUGCUGCCAAUGGUGAGACAGAUCUCACAGAUCCCACAGAUGAUUUUGUUGUCAAUAUAUGUCGACAUUUUGCAGUAAUAUUUCACAUUGAUUCUACAUCUAGCAAUGUAUCAGUAGCAGCACUUGGGGGUUCAUCACUCUCAAAUAACGUUCAUGUUGGUUCUAGGCUAAAAAGCAAUGCUUGUUCAAAUUUGAAGGAGCUGGACCCCCUAAUAUUCUUGGAUGCUUUAGUUGAAGUACUAGCAGAUGAAAACAGGCUUCAUGCCAGAGCUGCUCUUGCGGCUUUAAAUGUGUUUGCAGAAACACUUGUAUUUCUUGCUCGUUCAAAGCAUACUGACUUCAUAAUGUCCAGAGGGCCAGGUACACCUAUGAUUGUCUCUAGUCCAUCAAUGAAUCCUGUAUAUUCUCCACCUCCUAGUGUUCGUGUACCUGUAUUUGAACAACUGUUACCUCGUCUUCUGCACUGUUGCUAUGGGCUUACAUGGCAAGCUCAAAUGGGUGGCGUCAUGGGACUUGGUGCUUUGGUUGGAAAGGUCACUGUUGAGACUCUAUGCCUUUUUCAAGUAAGAAUUGUGCGUGGUCUAAUAUAUGUUCUUAAAAAGCUUCCCAUAUAUGCUAGCAAGGAGCAAGAGGAGACAAGUCAAGUGCUUACUCAAGUUCUUCGAGUGGUAAAUAAUGUUGAUGAAGCUAACAGUGAGGCACGUAAGCAGAGCUUUCAAGGAGUUGUUGAUUUUCUCGCUCAAGAAUUGUUCAACCAGAAUGCAUCUAUCACUGUGAGAAAGAAUGUACAAUCAUGCUUGGCACUUUUAGCUAGCAGGACUGGUAGUGAGGUGUCAGAAUUACUAGAGCCACUAUAUCAGCCUUUUCUCCAGCCUCUUAUUGUGCGAUCACUCAAGUUGAAGACUGUUGAUCAACAGGUUGGAACAGUUACAGCAUUGAAUUUCUGUCUAGCAUUGAGGCCACCUCUUCUCAAGUUGACACCAGAGUUAGUUAACUUCCUGCAAGAAGCCUUGCAAAUAGCAGAAUCUGAUGACACUGCCUGGGUUGCUAAGUUUAUCAACCCUAAAGUGAUGACAUCAUUGACUAAACUUCGUACUGCUUGCAUUGAACUGCUUUGUACAACAAUGGCAUGGGCUGAUUUUAAAACUCAAAACCACUCCGAGUUGCGUGCCAAGAUUAUUUCAAUGUUUUUCAAGUCUUUAACCUGUCGGACUCCAGAAAUUGUUGUUGUUGCAAAAGAGGGCCUGCGGCAGGUUAUUAAUCAAAGGAUGCCCAAAGAACUUCUACAAAGCAGCCUUAGGCCUAUAUUGGUGAAUUUAGCACACACAAAAAAUCUUAGUAUGCCUCUUCUGCUUGGUCUUGCUCGCCUGCUUGAACUGUUAUCGAACUGGUUUAAUGUUACUUUGGGUGGAAAACUUCUAGAGCAUCUCAAGAGGUGGUUGGAGCCUGAGAAGUUGGCACAAAGUCAGAAGUCGUGGAAGGCUGGUGAAGAACCAAAAAUUGCUGCAGCUAUAAUUGAGCUUUUUCAUUUGCUUCCUCCCGCUGCCUCAAAGUUCCUGGAUGAACUUGUAACCUUGACAAUUGAUUUGGAAGGAGCUCUACCCCCAGGACAAGUAUAUAGUGAAAUCAAUAGUCCAUAUCGCCUUCCACUCACAAAGUUUUUAAAUAGAUAUGCAUCCCUUGCAGUAGACUAUUUUCUUGCUCGAUUAAGUGAACCAAAGUAUUUCAGGCGUUUCAUGUAUAUAAUUCGUUCAGAAGCUGGCCAACCAUUAAGAGAUGAACUUGCAAAAUCACCACAAAAGAUACUUGCAAGCGCAUUCUCUGAAUUUCUUCCCAAAUCUGAUGUGACAAUGACUCCAGCAUCCACAAGUACACAUACUACUUUAUUAGGUGAAGAAAGUGUUGCACCAUCGACUGAUGCUUCUAAUCAACCUGCUCCUCCUCCCAGUACAACAUCUGAUGCUUACUUUCAGGGAUUAGCACUUAUAAAAACCCUUGUUAAAUUAAUCCCUGGUUGGUUACAAAGUAAUCGUAGUGUGUUUGAUACAUUGGUACUUGUUUGGAAGUCACCUGCAAGAAUAUCUCGCUUGCAAAAGGAACAGGAGCUUAACCUAGUGCAAGUUAAAGAAAGUAAAUGGCUUGUCAAAUGCUUUCUUAAUUACUUGAGACAUGACAAAAACGAAGUGAACGUUCUCUUUGAUAUACUUACCAUAUUCUUAUUUCACAGUCGGAUUGACUACACAUUCCUGAAGGAGUUUUACAUUAUUGAGGUUGCAGAAGGUUAUCCUCCAGGCAUGAAAAAGGCUCUUUUACUGCAUUUUCUCAGCCUUUUCCAAUCAAAACAACUUGGUCACGACCAUUUGGUUACUGUGAUGCAAAUGCUUAUUCUUCCUAUGCUUGCACAUGCCUUUCAAAAUGGUCAAAGUUGGGAAGUUGUUGAUCCUGGUAUUAUAAAGACAAUUGUUGAUAAACUUCUUGAUCCUCCAGAGGAGGUUUCUGCUGAGUAUGAUGAGCCAUUAAGAAUAGAACUACUGCAGCUUGCCACCUUGCUUCUUAAAUAUCUUCAGAAUGAUCUUGUCCAUCACAGGAAGGAACUGAUAAAGUUUGGGUGGAAUCAUCUUAAGCGAGAAGACACAGCCAGCAAACAAUGGGCAUUUGUGAAUGUUUGCCAUUUCUUGGAGGCAUAUCAAGCCCCUGAAAAAAUAAUACUCCAGGUUUUUGUUGCUCUUCUCAGGACUUGCCAACCGGAAAAUAAAAUGUUGGUCAAGCAAGCUCUUGACAUUCUAAUGCCAGCACUGCCACGACGUUUGCCCCUUGGUGAUUCUCGAAUGCCCAUAUGGAUAAGAUACACUAAGAAAAUCCUUGUAGAAGAAGGUCAUUCAAUUCCCAAUCUUAUUCACAUAUUCCAACUUAUAGUCCGGCAUUCCGAUCUCUUCUAUAGCUGCAGAGCACAAUUUGUUCCUCAGAUGGUGAAUUCUCUUAGCCGGCUUGGAUUGCCUUAUAAUACCACAGCAGAAAACAGACGACUUGCCAUUGAACUUGCUGGAUUAGUUGUUAACUGGGAGAGGCAAAGACAAAAUGAGAUGAAAGUUGUUACCGAUUCUGAUGCACCCAACCAAAUCAAUGAUGUCUUUAAUCCUAGCUCAGCUGAUUCUAAGCGAUCUGUGGAUGGGUCUACAUUUCCUGAAGAUACAACUAAGCGAGUAAAAGCAGAACCUGGCCUGCAAUCCAUGUGUGUCAUGUCACCUGGAGGUCCUUCAUCAAUAACUAACGUAGAAACCCCUGGAUCUGCCACUCAACCUGAUGAAGAAUUUAAACCAAAUGCUGCAAUGGAGGAAAUGAUUAUCAAUUUUCUUAUCAGAGUGAGGCUUACUUCUAGCCUGCUUUCUUACGUUUUUUAUGGUGAUGAUGCCAUUUGGCUAAUUCAUUGCAAGAUAAUUUAACAUCUUGGAAACACA